This is a messenger RNA of Oncorhynchus masou masou (cherry salmon), 9421 nucleotides long. RefSeq names its product signal-induced proliferation-associated 1-like protein 2. Gene Ontology annotation, molecular function: protein binding; GTPase activator activity. Gene Ontology annotation, biological process: regulation of small GTPase mediated signal transduction; activation of GTPase activity. Gene Ontology annotation, cellular component: cytoplasm. The transcript is spliced from 24 exons. The coding region runs from base 745 to 6102 and encodes 1785 amino acids. The record is from RefSeq and is a predicted model, not a curated record. NCBI's taxonomy places the organism in Eukaryota, Metazoa, Chordata, Actinopteri, Salmoniformes, Salmonidae.
GGCGGAGGGAGGAGCUAUCCGUCAGCGGUGGCACCCUGCUCUGCUCCGCUGUCAUCGCGGACUAAAGCGGUCUCUAGAUGGAUAUCACACCGAACAGCAGCCGGAGAGAGGAGAGAGAGGGUCUAUGGAACUUCACACGUUGGAGCGUUUCUGUGGAUGAACACAGUUUAAUCUGUAGACAAGGAUAAUAACCGUCUCGUCUAUCUUCCCGAAUAUUAGCCUAUUCUUCGGCUGCUCAAGUGAAAGCAGGUGUGUGAUGGAGCAGCUCCAGCUGGAGUAGCAUUGCUGGACAUCAUGUCACGCUGGGACACACAGAUCUGUGGAAACAGGAUACUACUGUGGUAGACUGGGGGAAGUCUUACUUCUAUGAUCAGCAGAUCACAUCCAGCUCCUUCAGCUGUCCUCCUGAAUUAGCUGCGGCUUCGUGUGCUAAGAUUAAUACACACUCCAAUGCAGUAGAGGAACAAGGCACUGUGAAGGAAGAGGAAAAUACUGCUUUGCCUUUGACGAACUCACAGUGAAAGGAGAAAAAGGACGGAAAAUUACUUUUCUUCAACGCUCCUUAGUGGUUGGUCCCUGGACAUCCAGAUGCCUUGUGUCCAUUGUCACGCCAGCGUGCGAGAUCGCCCCCUAGACUCCUUGACCCAGGAAAACAACCUUCUCCUCAGCAGCCUCCUCCCAUGUCUGAGUCUCACCAUGUAAUGCAGACAGAGAGGGGAGUUGAGAAUCUGUCUGCUACAGGAUAUGAGUAGUGAUCACUCUGCCACAGACGACGAGACCUGCCUGCAGGGAGGAGGAGGGGCAGGGGAGGAGCAGCAGAGAGCCAUGCAGCCUCAGUCUGAGGAACUCUUGACCAGGAAACUAAAGGCCCUGAACGGCAGCAUGGGGCCCCCAGCCCAGGGGACACAGCAGGGCAACAAGCCUGAUGGUGGUGGUGGUGGGGGGAAGACCAACGGGACAGGGGAGACAGGAGGGACAGGGACCACAGCCAUGCCCAAGAUGGGUAUCCGAGCCUGGGCUACAGACUGGCCUCCUGCCCCUCGGAGGGAUAUCUGUGAUGGAGGAUGCCAAAACUCCCCCAAAUACGAGAGCAUCGUCACAGCGUUCCAUAACGACCAACAGCCUCUCGAACAAUCAGGAGCGGCGAUACAGUCACAUGACCAGCCCCCUAUAGACUCUGACUACAGUGAAACUGUUGAGUCGGGGGAGGAUCCCAGGUACAGUCUGUCCGACCUAUUAGGACGCUCCCCUUUAAAGGGGGCGGGGCUCCAUCCCAUCCGCCAACGUUCCAACAGUGACGUCACCAUCAGUGAUAUCGACAGCGAGGACAUUAUAAUGGACGGUACAGCAGUGAACCCCAACACCGGCGCAGCUCUCCACCGGGAGUACGGCAGCACCUCCUCUAUCGACCGGCAGGGCCUGAGCGGGGACGGGUUCCAUACGCUGCUACGGGGUUACCGUAUCGACACCUUAGACCACACCCUCCACACCCUGACACACCCACAUCACUCCAUGCCCCGCCCACUGCUGGGCUUACCUGAGCUGCUGCAGCGCUAUGAUACCUCCCUCUCUCCCAGCCUGCAGACUGCCACCCAGAUCUCCAGAGGGGAGAUAGUGAGGAUGGCAGGGUACGACUACGUGGAUCCCUCCAUCUUCUACUCCAGAGAGAGAGAGAAGAACUUCAUGGGACGCCUGAAGUCUGACUCAUCUGAGACCUCUAUGUUCAGGAAGCUGAGGACCAUCAAGAGCGAAGGAGAUGGGUUCAGGCUGUCUCUGGAUCAGGAUGACAGGAGACCCCUCAGCUUCCAGAAGUGUUUUGCCCACUACGACGUGCAGAGUGUCCUGUUUAACAUCAGUGAGGCUGUGGCCAGUAGGGCCACUCUCAGCCAGAGGAAGAACACAACCACUGGGGCCUCGGCUGCUUCACAGUACCAACCUGGAGCCAGAGGGGGUAGUGGAGCUCCAGGUUUAGGAUCAGGACUUGGGCCGGGAGGUGGCCCGGGGACAGGGGUAGGCCUGGGAGCAGAGGGAGGGCAAGGCGGUGGUCUUAGUAGUGGACCUACCAGUACCUCCAUGUUUGAGUCUCCUCUGGGCUCCCGAGAGGACCUGAACCCCAAAGAGAACCUGGACCAGGACGAGGGCGACGGGAAGAACAACAGACUAGUCCUGGGGUGCCCCCACUUCCGUAAUGAGAUCGGUGGAGAAGGGGAGCGCAGAAUCAGUCUCUCCAGGGCUACCAACACCUCUUACAGCGGUGGAGGAGAGAGCUGCAGCUUCGAGUCCUCCCUCUCGUCCCACUGUACCAACGCUGGGGUGUCGGUGUUGGAGGUCCCUAGAGAGAACCAGCCUAUACACAGAGAGAAGGUGAAGAGAUACAUUAUAGAACAUAUUGAUCUGGGAGCAUUCUACUACCACAAGUUCUUCUAUGGGAAAGAACACCAGAACUACUUUGGAGUGGACGAGAACCUGGGUCCAGUAGCAGUCAGCAUCAGGAGAGAGAAGCUGGAUGAAGGGAAGGAGAAGGAAUGGAUGCAGUAUAACUACCGGGUCACCUUCAGGACCAGUCAGUUAACAACCCUACGUGGGGCAAUCCUGGAGGAUGCAGUCCCCUCCACGGCGAGACAUGGUACAGCCCGAGGCCUACCUCUAAAAGAGGUUCUGGAAUAUGUGAUGCCUGAACUCAACAUCCAUUGUCUCCGUCUGGCCCUCAACUCCCCUAAGGUCCCCGAGCAGCUCCUCAAACUAGAUGAACAAGGGUUGAGUUUCCAGCACAAGGUGGGGGUGCUGUACUGUAAGGCAGGCCAGAGUACAGAGGAGGAGAUGUACAACAACCAAUCAGCUGGUCCCGCCCUCGAUGAGUUCCUCGACCUAUUGGGACAGAGAGUGAAACUGAAGGGAUUCACCAAGUACAGAGCACAGCUCGACAACAGGACUGACUCAACAGGAACCUACUCCCUGUACACCACCUAUAAGGACUAUGAACUGAUGUUCCAUGUGUCAACCCUGCUCCCCUACACCCCCAACAACAGACAACAGCUCCUGAGGAAGAGGCACAUAGGGAACGACAUUGUGACCAUUGUGUUUCAGGAACCGGGGACUCUGCCCUUCACCCCUAAAAACAUCCGCUCACACUUCCAACACGUCUUUGUCAUCGUCAAGGUCCACAACCCCUGUACUGAGAACGUCUGCUACAGCGUUGCUGUCUCUCGUUCUAAAGACGUCCCUCUGUUCGGCCCUCCAAUCCCCAAGGCAGUGACCUUCCCCAAGUCCGCUGUGUUCCGAGACUUCCUAUUGGCCAAGGUCAUCAAUGGAGAGAACGCCGCCCACAAAUCUGAGAAGUUCCGUGCCAUGGCAACCAGAACGCGCCAGGAGUACCUCCGCGACCUGGCCGAGAACUUCGUGUCCACGGCGACCAUGGACUCGGCUGUGAAGUUCAGUUUCAUCACACUGGGAGCCAAGAAGAAAGAGAAGGCCAAACCUCGUAAAGACGCUCACCUGUUCUCUGUCGGCGCCAUCACCUGGUCCGUCACUGCACGGGACUUUGGCCAAUCAGCAGACGUGGACUGUCUCUUGGGCGUGUCCAACGAGUUCAUCAUUUUAAUAGAGGAGCAGUCUAAGAAUGUGGUCUUCAACUGUUCCUGUCGUGAUGUCAUCGGAUGGACAUCUGGGAUUAUUAGCAUCAAGAUCUUCUACGAGAGAGGAGAGUGUGUGCUGUUGUCUGCCCAAGAUGGCUGUGAAGAAGAUAUACGAGAAAUGGUGCAGAGACUAGAGAUAGUGACGCGUGGUUGUGAGACAUCUGAGAUGACACUGCGUCGGAACGCUCUGUGCCAGCUGGGUUUCCACGUCAACUUCGAGGGCAUCGUGGCCGACGUUGAGGCCUUCGGGUUCGCUUGGAAGGCGGGGCUUCGCCAGGGUAGCCGAUUGGUGGAGAUCUGUAAGGUUGCCGUAGCAACGCUGACCCACGAACAGAUGAUCGACCUGCUGAGAACCUCCGUCGCCGUCAAGGUGGUCAUCAUCCAGCCUCAUGACGAUGGAGCGCCACGCAGGGGAUGUUCUGAGCUGUACCGUAUCCCAAUGGUAGAGUAUAAAUUGGACAGUGAGGGGACGCCAUGUGAGUACAAGACCCCAUUUAGACGAAACACCACGUGGCACAGGGUACCCACGUCAGGAGGUCAGCCGUCCAAUCCCAACACCCGGUGCUCCCCCACCCAGAGACACCCCGACCGGGCAGGCAGAGACAGGAUGGGACAGCAGGUCCUUCAGCAGGGACAGACUGCUAUCCCACGAUCCACCUCCUUCGAUAGAAAGCUGCCAGAUGGAUCCAGGGCUGACUGUGAGAACCCUCAGGUGACCAUGUGUAAUAAGGGAGACCAGCACUACCGCAGUUCCCCUAGCAACCAGUCGUCGUCUAGUGACCCAGGACCCUGUGGAAGUGGAACCUGGUCUCAACCUCCUGGAUACGACGGGUCCUCGGUCCUCCAUGAGUGCUCCAGGGAGCUACAGGGGGGAGACAGAGAGGGGUACAGGGAAACCCUCAGAGAGCCCAACCUUGAGAGUACCCGGUUGGCAGAGGCCAAGUGGCACAUCCCCUCCACCAAGAUCCUCAACUCUCGGAAACAGAGGGAUGGGGGCAAGGAGUCGCCCAACAAGCAGAACCGGGGGGGAGAGAAGACAUCCAGUCACUCCAGCUGUAACACCCUCUCCUCCAACGCCUCCUCCAAUAACAGUGAUGAUAAACAAUUUGGCUCUGGAGAUCUGAUGGAUCCUGAGAUCCUGGGGUUGACGUACAUUAAAGGAGCCUCAACAGACAGCGGGAUCGACACCAACCCCUGUAUGGGGCCUGGGGGGAGGUUACUAUUGCAGGGGGGUUGUGGGGGUGAGGGGGGACACACCAAGGAUGGCUGCGAAGGAGAGGAUCAUGGGAAACUUUACCUGCCACAAGGAUAUGCAUCAGCGAUCAUGAGUGGUCACGUGACAGAGGGAAGCAUUGGGGACCUGAGUGAGAUCUCAUCACAUUCACACUCCUCCCACUCCAGUGGGUCCCACCACAGUGGCAGUCCCCUAGCGCGGGGAGCCCGGUACUGUGUAUCAGCUGACUCCUCCCGGGUCUACACAUUCCCUCAGACCAGCUCAGGGGCAGGCCCUGGGCAAGGGGCAGGGCUAGAAGCCAGUGGACAGACACGCCCACUUCCUGGUUCCAAACGCCUGAUGAAGACUGAAGACUCGCCCACUAACGAAGAGCCUAAACUGUUAGAGUGUGGGCAGUUGUACCUCCAGGAGGCAGCGUGUCACCAGGCAGCAGAUAGGGAGAGCGAGGCCAAGGCCCUGGAGAAGCUGUCUAAAGAAGAGUACUUAAAGAUAAUGCUGGAGGACAGUGGCCCAGGGGAGGACGGACAGAGGAAGAUGUCUGCGACGGGCAGCCUAUCACCACGGCGCUCCCUGUACCGUACCCUAUCAGACGAGAGUGUGUGUAGCAGCAACAGAAAGGGCUCGUCCUACGCCUCCUCCCAUAGCUCCAUGCUGGACCAGGCACUGCCCAAUGACAUCCUGUUCUCCACCACUCCACCCUAUCACGCCACCCUGCCACCACGCAUGCCAGGACAGGGGGGCUCCAACCUCAGGAAUGAGUUCUGGUUCUCUGAUGGUUCGCUGGCUGACAGGUCAAAGUUCAACGACCCUGGUCUCAUGCCCCUCCCUGACUCCGCCUCCGGACUCGACUGGUCACACCUGGUGGACGCUGCACGCACUUUCGAAGACCAGCGGGUGGCGUCUUUCUGCACCAUGACAGAUAUGCAGAGGGCCGAGGCGCUCCAAAUCUCACAGGAACUGACCAGACGCGUGGCUGCAGCUGAGGGGGCCGCCCUCGAGGCAGGGAACAACUCCCCCUCCACUCUGACUGGUAAAGUCAACCAACUGGAGGUGAUCCUGAGACAACUGCAGUAUGACCUCAGAAAGGAGAAGGAGGACAAGGUGUUGCUGCAGGUAGAGGUGCAGCACCUGAGACAAGACAACAUGAGACUACAGGAGGAGAGUCAGACAUCAGCCGCUCAACUCAGGAAGUUUACUGAAUGGUUCUUCCACACUAUUGACAAGAAACCCUGAAACUCUACUGGACUAUUAAUGCCCCUGGGGAACAAUUGAACUCUACUACCCCAGGGGGUAACAGAACUCUGAGGACUACUGCCAUACUACUGCACUGAGAGAGACCUACUGCCCAAGGAGCAAUGGAACCCUCUACUGCCACAUGGACAGAAUGCCACAUGGACAGAACAUUUCUACCAACUACAAACUCCCUGGGGCCCCAGGGACAAAAACAUAACUAUUCAAGGAAACCCUGUGCUGUGUGGGAGAGCCUGUCCUGGGGGACCCCUCUUUCUCUGUCCCCUGGGGACCCCUCUUUCUCUGUCCCCUGGGGAUCCCUCUGUCCUGGGGAACCCCUCUUUCUCUGUCCCCUGGGGAUCCCUCUUUCUCUGUCCCCUGGGGAACCCCUCUGUCCUGGGGAACCCCUCUUUCUCUGUCCCCUGGGGAACCCCUCUUUCUCUGUCCCCUGGGGAACCCCUCUUUCUCUGUCCCCUGGGGAACCCCUCUGUCCUGGGGAACCCCUCUUUCUCUGUCCCCUGAGGGACCUCACUUUCUCUGUCCCCUGGGGAACCCCUCUUUCUCUGUCCCCUGGGGAACCCCUCUUUCUCUGUCCCCUGGGGAACCCUCCGUCCUGGGGAACCCCUCUUUCUCUGUCCCCUGGGGAACCCCUUUGUCCUGGGGAACCCCUCUUUCUCUGUCCCCUGGGGAACCCCUUUGUCCUGGGGAACCCCUUUGUCCUGGGGAAUCCCUCUUUCUCUGUCCCCUGGGGAACCCCUCUUUCUCUGUCCCCUGGGGAACCCCUCUUUCUCUGUCCCCUGGGGAACCCUCCGUCCUGGGGAACCCCUCUUUCUCUGUCCCCUGGGGAACCCCUUUGUCCUGGGGAACCCCUCUUUCUCUGUCCCCUGGGGAACCCCUCUUUCUCUGUCCCCUGGGGAUCCCUCCGUCCUGGGGAACCCCUCUUUCUCUGUCCCCUGGGGAUCCCUCUUUCUCUGUCCCCUGGGGAUCCCCUUUGUCCUGGGGGAUCCCUCUUUCUCUGUCCCCUGGGGAUCCCUCUUUCUCUGUCCCCUGGGGAUCCCCUUUGUCCUGGGGAACCCCUCUUUCUCUGUCCCCUGGGGAACCCCUUUGUCCUGGGGAACCCCUCUUUCUCUGUCCCCUGGGGAUCCCCUUUGUCCUGGGGAACCCCUCUUUCUCUGUCCCCUGGGGAUCCCUCUUUCUCUGUCCCCUGGGGAACCCCUCUUUCUCUGUCCCCUGGGGAACCCCUUUGUCCCGGGGGAUCCCUCUUUCUCUGUCCCCUGGGGAACCCCUUUGUCCCGGGGGAUCCCUCUUUCUCUGUCCCCUGGGGAACCCCUCUUUCUCUGUCCCCUGGGGAACCCCUCUGUCCCCUGGGCAACCCCUUAAGAGGAAUCAACUUAUUGUCUGCUAUCGGCACCAGGAAUCAACUUAUUGUCUGCUAUCGGCACCAGGAAUCAACUUAUUGUCUGCUAUCGGCACCAGGAAUCAACUUAAUGUCUGUUCCUUUAUCUGCACCACGAGGCACCAAGAGGAAUCAACUUAAUGUCUGCUAUCUGCACCAGGAAUCAACAUGGUCUGCUAUCUGCACCAACCAUGUGGCAGACCUGGACUGUAAAGGCACAGUGGGAUUAAAGAAUGUAGCCCAACUGACCUGAGAAGUAUUUUUUACUGUCUGUUUCCUCAACGUUCCUAGAGUCACAAACACUUAGAAGCCAACCUGAUGUUUGAUCCAACAGCUUUGAUUUGAAAUAGUUAUGUUUAAUCUUUAUGUUCUUCAAUGUUGUAAUAUAGAAUCACGAAGGGGCAGUAGGGUUGAUGUUAAAAGGUGCUCUCCUGUUGUCGCUGUCGGAUGAAAACUUAUUUUCUCCACAACAGAACAUUUUCAGGAAAUGGGUAAAACUGGCAUAUUUUCCCAUUAACAAUUUACGAAACCUCCAAAGUUAAAAAAAAACUCAAAUCAAUUUCUUGUCCUAGACUCAUGAAGUGUUGAGAGUACACUACGGGGAGUUACUGCUUUCAAUUUCUGGAAACAAAUAAAUACAAAAUGGUAAAAUUGCAAAAUUGAGUUACAAGGUUUUCAUUCGACAGCAUUUCUAAAACCUAUUCUAUCACUAGUCUGUUUAUAUGCCGCUGUCAUCACGUCUUAGCAAUAACAAAGUAGUUGUUUUAGUGUGUUUUAAAAAGUUAGCAGCACAAAUGUAAGCAGUUCCUGUGGGGAGAAUGACGGUUGUAUUUGACAUGUGCUGAUAUCCUACAAGAGGCUGGGCCUGUGUGUUAAUAUAGGUGUAGAAUAGUAUGGGUCCUUUCUCUUUGCUUUCCUUGUUACUACUCUUGCCUUGUCCAUGGAUCGCUCAGCUGAUACACAAACCUGGGCCGCAUGCCACAAGGCACACUAUUCCCUACGUAGUGCACUACUUUUGGUCAAGACUUUGGUCAAAAGUAGUGCACUACACUCUAGGAAUAGGGUACCAUUUGUGAUGCAGGACCCGAAUGCGUUAUAAUCACAGUAGCAAUCUGGGCCAAUAGGGCUCUGGUCUACAGUAGUGCACUAUGUAGGGAAUAGGGUGCCAUAGGGCCCUGGUCUAAAGUAGUGCACUAUAUAGGGUGCCAUGUAGGAUACAACAAAUCGCACUCACAAUGUCAAAAUGUCUCUCUCUGUACAUAAGCUCCUCCACUGAAGUGUCUUGUUGUAUUUCAUAUUUAUUGAAACUGAUUUCACCUGAAGUUGUUCAUUUGAUUAAUUAAUAAGCAUCAAAUAUAGAUUUUCCUUUUUCAGCACUAAGUUAGGAGAAUGCUCUGUUUUUGUUGUAAAGUACGUAUGAAGCUUAAUUUACAGGGCAGAAUUAUAUUAAAAUAUACAAAUGAUUAUUCUUGUUGAUUGAGGGCUCUGGUCUAAAAUAGUGCACUAAAUAGGGAAUAGGGUGCCAUAGGGCUCGUCUCUAAAGUAGUGCACUAUGUAGGGAAUAGGGUGCCGUAGGGCUCUGGUCUAAAGUAGUGCACUAUGUAGGGAAUAGGGUGCCAUAGGGCUCUGGUCUAAAGUAGUGCACUAUGUAGGGAAUAGGGUGCCAUAGGGCUCUGGUCUAAAGUAGUGCACUAAGUAGGGAAUAGGUUGCCAUAGGGCUCUGGUCUAAAGUAGUGCACUAAGUAGGGAAUGGGGUGUCAUUUGGGACAUAUUGUGUUUCGUUUUGGAGAUGAUUCCAACAUUUGGAUGCUGCUAGAUGAUAGGUCUGUUGGUCUGUUGCUUUUUCAGGAUAAUAAUCUUUCUACAUUUAACAGUUUCAGGUUGCUUUGGUUUUCUAAAUAAAUGUAGUAUGAAAAUAAUGAAUAA